UGUCGCGCGAACUCCGUCGCGAAAAGUCAACACCUGAAAAGCGACGGCCCGGCGCACGACUCCGCGAUGACGCGCGUUUAUCAGCCCUCCGACUAUGUCGUCGAGAAAUCGCGCAUACCAUCUUUCGAUAAAUACAAAGAGAUGCACAAAAAAUCCCUCGAAGAUCCCGAGGGUUUCUGGUCUGAAAUAGCCAAUGAAUUUUAUUGGCAGACACCGCCGCAGCCUGGUAACUUCGUGUCCUACAACUUCGAUAUAAACAAGGGGAACAUUUUCGUGAAAUGGAUGGAAGGAGCGGUGACCAACGUUUGUUUCAACCUCCUAGAUCGCAACGUGAGGAACGGCCAUGGAGAUAAAAUUGCAUAUUAUUGGGAAGGCAACAGCCCCGAUGACUACUGCCGGGUGACGUACAAAAAGCUGACAGAGUUGGUGUGCCAGUUCGCCAACGGACUGCGGGACAGCGGCGUGACCAAGGGCGACCGGGUGGCCGUCUACAUGCCCAUGAUUUUGGAGACGGUGAUCUGUAUGCUGGCAUGUGCGAGGAUCGGCGCGGUCCAUUCCGUUGUGUUCGCAGGUUUUUCAUCGGACUCUCUAGCGGAGCGCAUGUCCGAUUGUAAAGCGAAAGUGUUGGUGACUGCGGAUGGCGGCUGGCGAGGGGAGAAACUCCUUGUGCUAAAGAACAUCUGUGACGAAGCCAUACAAAAAGCGAAGACGAAGCACAAUCACACGAUCAAAUCCUGCAUCAUUGUGUCUCAUCUCGAUCGAGUGACGCCCUGCGGCCCGUUGCCUGAAGAUAUUCGCACUUUAUACAAAUGGAACGAUGAGAGGGACAUCUGGUGGCAUGAUCUGUUGGAGGGGCAGUCCACCAUCUGUCCCCCGGAGUGGAUGGCCGCUGAAGACCCACUGUUUAUGCUGUACACUAGCGGAUCAACGGGGAAGCCCAAAGGUGUAUUGCACACCACCGCGGGAUAUCUCGUGUACGCCACGGCUACGUUCCGUUACGUUUUCGACUACGUGGACAAAGACGUCUUUUGGUGCACAGCCGAUGUGGGAUGGAUUACCGGACACACGUAUGUUGUGUACGCGCCUUUAGCGAACGCCGCUACCUCUGUGAUUUUCGAGGGCACGCCAUUCUACCCCGACAACGACCGCUACUGGGCCCUCGUGGACAAGUUCAAAGUCACCCAGUUCUACACGGCACCCACCGCUAUCCGCUCUCUUACCAAGUUUGGGGAUGAAUACGUCAAAAUGCAUAACCUGUCGACUUUGCGAGUUCUCGGCAGCGUGGGAGAACCGAUCAACCCCGAGGCGUGGUUGUGGUACUACAACCUGGUGGGGCACGGCCGCUGCUCCAUCGCGGACACCUUCUGGCAGACGGAGACUGGUGGCCAUGUGCUCACCAGCUUGCCAGGCGCCACUCCCAUGAAGCCUGGAGCUGCAGGUUUUCCAUUCUUCGGCGUGGAACCCUCGCUUCUGGACGAGAAUGGCCAGCUGAUCGAAGGCCCGGGGGAAGGGUACUUGGUGUUCGCGCGCCCUUGGCCCGGCAUCAUGAGGACACUGUUCGGAGACCACGACCGCUACGAGAAAGUAUACUUCUCCAAGUUCCCUGGCUACUACUGCACGGGAGAUGGUGCUAGGAGGGACGAAGAUGGCUUUUUGUGGGUAACCGGACGUAUCGACGACAUGCUCAAUGUCUCCGGACAUCUGAUGUCCACCGCCGAAGUGGAGGGCGUGCUGACUGAGGAGCCGAGGGUCUCCGAAGCUGCCGUGGUGUCCAAGCCGCACCCGAUCAAGGGCGAGUCGUUAUACUGCUUCGUCAUUCUGAAUGACGGUGCAAAAUUCGACGCCGAUCUAAUAAACUGCCUGAAAAAACUCGUCAGGCAAAGAAUUGGUGCAUUCGCAGCCCCGGAUGUGAUCCAGUAUGCUCCUGGUCUUCCCAAGACUAGGUCGGGAAAGAUCAUGCGGCGGAUCCUCCGCAAAGUCGCUUUGGGAGACCGGGAUAUUGGCGACACGUCCACUCUCGCUGAUCCCGGAGUGGUGGAAGAGCUCUUCAAAAAUAGGCCGUAAAGCGUCAUGUUUCAAGUUAGUUCAAGGCGGUUAUUUGUUUCUUAUUAUGUAGGUAUGUGUUUACCUUUAUGUUGUUCUCGACAAGAUCCAUCCGCUUCCAUACAGUAGCCCGCAUAUUAUAAAGUUAAAACACUCUUACGGCUGUCAGCUUUGCAAAAUGUACUGGAUUUAUUUUUAGCGACUGUAGAUGUCGAUAUCAUAGAAUAUACCUCCUAUCAAUAGUUCCUUGCAUAAUAUAUAUUUUCCUGGCAAAAAUCCAUGAAUAAAAGAUGUCUUAAAAUGUUUAUUUAUAAUUGCAAUAAAUGAAUCGGCUAUAAGUAUUUAAAAAAAAAUAACAAUGAUACAUUCUAUUGUUUAUGUAUAUGAAAAACGGUAAAAAUAAUCAACUUAUAACUUGCUUGAUAAACUGUUAUAAACUUACUAUGAAAUAAGAAAAAAUUUAAUCUUAUCCAUUAUAUUUGUAUUGACUAUCGAAUAGGUAUUUAUUUAUGUCUGUAUAGAAAGCGAUGUGACAUACAAAAGAACUUUUGAAAAGUAAAAAUGUUAUAUAAGUAAGAACAUUUUCGGUCUUACAUUUGUUGAAAUAGUUCUUAGAGCUUUGUUUAUAUUUAUUAACUUAGCUUUAGUUGGUAUUAGACACCAAAAAACAUUAUUUAUCAUUCCACAAGGUACUGUUUGUAUAUUUGGUAGUAUUUUAUUUCCUUUAGAGCUGUGGAUAUUUUUGUUGCCCCUUUAUUGUACAAUGUGCAGUCACUUGCAUUAAUAAGAGCACACCUUUCUAAAUAUCUGCUUCUUCUUUUCAUAUAUAUAAUUAUGUGUGUUUUAUUGCACCUGACUGUACAAGCUGGUAACAGUAUAUUUUAUAGCUUUUUUUACUGGUUGUUCGGUUGUGAUUAUUUUUCAGUUUAUGAAUUAAUUCUGAUCGCACAAUUUAAAAUGAAGUGUUAUUCGGCAAUAGUUACCGAUAAAACAUUAAGAUCUUAUUAGUAGUCUACGUCAGGGAAUGGCGAUUUUUGGAAAUUUUAAUAUAUUUUAAUUUAACUAGGGGAUGGACCUCUAUACACGUAUAUUUAAUAUCUAGAUUUAUAUGUGUCUAUCAAGUGUCUAUAUACAGAUAUAAUAAUAGCUUGAUAUUUAUAAUGAUCAUUAAAAGAUGACUAUUACUAAACACUAGUUCGUCUUAAAUCAAAUAAGCAGGCAUAUGUCUACUUAGUAGGUACUUAGGAUUUAUUAAAGUGUAUUGUAAGCUAUGUUAUAAAAUUCUCAAAGCACUUAUUUGUGAUGCACAAAAUAGGUAAGUCGCGUAGGCGAAAUAUGUAUACCUAUGUAAAAGAGGCAUGUCGUGGGGAGAUUUUAAAAUUAAUCAGACCAUGAUUACGACAAACGAACAAUAAAUCUCAACUACCAUUUAUACUACACUAAUAUUAUAAAUGCGAAAGUAAGUUUCUUUGUUACCUCUUCACAGUUAGGUAUAACACUUAAGUUAUCUUCAUUAAAUGUGCGUUUAGUUUGGAGUACGAUAAAGGGCGUAUUAUUUUUCCGCGAGGGUGGAGCCGCGGGCGAAAGCUAGUAAAUUGUAUUCAGAUAAACCAACCGGAAAUGGUCAAAAAAUUAUAGAUCUAUGUUAAUUGAAUUUUAAGAUCUAACUAGGACAUGCGUAAAAUCAUAACUUUAAGCUUCUUGCGUGUAAAAAGAAAUGCAGGGCGCGUAUUAACCAAUUUCGAACAAGAAAAUUUGACUUGGAUCCCUUCAUAACAACACUAGCUUAAAAAUUCAGCAGAAUAUAAUGUAAUAACAUUGUUUGAGAUCGAUAUUCGUAGGUGCCGUGUGGUCCCCAGCACUGUGGUCCCCAGCACUUUAAAAUAAUAGGACCACAUCAUCUCUUUCCCAAGGAUGUCGUAAAACGCGACUAAGGGAAUAAGCGCACAUUCAUUUUGUGCAAGCCAAUUUAAUAAUUUUUCUUACCUAUGCUUUUGUUAUUAACUGGUUCACUUUAUAAAACUUUUAAGUAUUUUUCGAUUAGGUACCUAACCUACUCUUUUAGUUUUCACUUUUAUUUAUCCUGAGCACAAUUCGCUUAAAUUUUUCAUCAGCUGUAAUUGGUAAAUAUGCGCCAUGACAUGAGCAUUAUAUUGAGCUUCAAGAUCUAAGCCAAGUUUAGGUUAUAGUAGGCAUAAGACAUAUGUAGAUUGUAGACAGAACAAACUACGUGCAUGGCCAGCAAUAACGAACAUACAGAAAUAAGCUUAAAAUAUUGUACGUGUAAUUAUAUUUUAUUUCACAGAUAUUGUCAUAAUAAUAUAUAAAAUGUUGUUAAGUGUGUAUAUAAAUAUGUGAUGCUAUUUCUUGAAUGCGUUUAACAAUUCGACUGAAUAAAUAUCAUCUUCAGA
This is a messenger RNA of Amyelois transitella, 4454 nucleotides long. It is a transcript of the gene AcCoAS, whose product is annotated as acetyl-coenzyme A synthetase. The transcript is spliced from 9 exons. The record is from RefSeq and is a predicted model, not a curated record. Bases 67 to 2064 code for a protein of 665 amino acids. Lineage: Eukaryota; Metazoa; Arthropoda; Insecta; Lepidoptera; Pyralidae. Gene Ontology annotation, molecular function: AMP binding; acetyl-CoA synthetase activity.